GUCAUACCUUAGUAUUUUUUUUGGUUUGCCGUUGUUAUUUUUUUUAUGUAUACCUAGUGAUUGUAUUUAUAGAUUGUAUUCAUGCUUCCUCUACAACUUUUGAACAAAAUGUUUUAAAUGCAUUUAUUUAUUUUAUUGCAAUAUUUAGCAAUGUGAUUGUAUCGCUUUUAUUCUAAACAUGUUUAUUCCGAUAACUCCUCGCUGGCGAUCUGGUCGCUGUCCUCCGUGCUCGACUCGCUCUGUGUGUGAUUGGUUGGGUCUGACCGCUGGUUCCGCGUCUGUCUGUGGUCUGUGCUCCACUCGCUCUGUCUGUUGUGAUGGCGGCUGUGACCUGUCGCGCUUUACUGAAGGAGAUCCGGAUCGCCAAGGGCUCUGAUUACAGAAACACUCUGGUGUAUAAAUAUGUGCUGGAGCAGUUCAGGAGGAACCAGGUAACGGAACCAAGAACUGAACAGAAACACGAUCGCUGCUCUGGACACACACUUCCACGGCAAACGGUGACCGGCGCUCAGCUGUGCCGCGAGCGGAUGGAGGCUCUUCACACGGCGCGCUCGUACCUGUGUCUGCACGAGCGAUAUCACGCCCGCGGCGAGCGCGCUACCGAGCAGGUGGCGGGACUCGUGGGGCUCCGGCUCCCCACGCAACCGGGCGGCAAAGGCUGGGAGACGUGAAGAGAGUGUGUGUGUGUGUGUGUGUUAUAGUGUGUGUGUAUGUGCAUUUAUCUUCAAAUAAACUAACUCACUUUAAAUCACGAACAGUGUGUGACAGUGAGUCUGUGCUGGAAUUCAAAGUCCAAAUAAACACACAGAUUCUCCAGAUUUACUGGAAAACAACACUGAGAUCCAAGUUAUAAACCACAAUGCAUUCACACUAAUGCACAAAAUACUGGAUUAAGAUGUUUUAAUGUUUUUGAGUUAAAAAUCUCUUCCGCUCACCACAGCUGCGUUUAUUUGAUCAGCAAUGCAGUAAAAUAAUGUGAAUAUGUGUUAAACUGUAAUGUAUUUCUGUGAUCAAAGCUGUAUUUCCAGCAUCAUUACUCCAGUCUUCAGCGUCACAUGAUCUUCAGAAAUCAUUCUAAUGUUGCAGUUGUGCUGCACAAUAUUUUUUUGGAAGCUGUUAAAUGAGACUUUUUAAAGAAAUUAAUGCUUAUAUGCAUCAAGGAUGCAUUAAAUUGAUCUAAAGUGACAGUAAAGACAUUUAUAAUGUGACAGAAGAUCUUGGUUUCAAAUAAAUGCUGUCCUUUUGAACUUUCUGUGAAUCCUGAGAAAUAAAUGUGAUGAAUGAACAGGGA
Messenger RNA from Onychostoma macrolepis, 1291 nucleotides. It is a transcript of the gene fmc1, whose product is annotated as formation of mitochondrial complex V assembly factor 1 homolog. The record is from RefSeq and is a predicted model, not a curated record. Bases 318 to 671 code for a protein of 117 amino acids. NCBI's taxonomy places the organism in Eukaryota, Metazoa, Chordata, Actinopteri, Cypriniformes, Cyprinidae. Gene Ontology annotation, cellular component: mitochondrion. The transcript has 2 exons.